UCCCAGAAGCCUCAGCCGUGUUGGCCAAUAGUCUGGGAUUCCGGGAGAUUAAAUCCAAAAUCCCCUUAAAGGGCAUAGUUUCGUCUUGGAGACGUUUUGAACUUCAGCCCCCAGAGUUCCUGACCGUUGGCCACGUUGGCUAAGGCUUCUGGGAGUCGAAGUCCCAAAAAAACAUGGCGGACUAAUGUUUGGGAAUAACUGCUGUAACGUCUACGUCCGGGCUUCUCGCUAGGCUGAUAGGCUCCUCCCCCUUUCCAUUCUCUAGCCGCUAACCUUAGCCCUGAUGUAGCCCCGCCUACUCGGGGCUUCUCGCUAUGCUGAUAGGCUGAGGGCCUACAGAUAUUUGCAUAAAUUGAGAGUGGAACCCAGGCGUUCUUUCCAAAGGGGUGGGAAAACAGCCUGGCCCGUUGUCAUAGCAACCAGAAACCAAGCGUUGCUCUGCAAAGGGACAGUUACAGGUGCAGAGAUGUAUAAAGUGGACGUUCAGGCGGACGCCAAAGAGGCAGCUGCCAUCGAAGCCCGCAGGAAUCGAGAGAAGGAAAGACGGAGCCGCAUCUUUAAUGCUCGCUUCCGCAAGAUGGGGGUGGAUGUUGAAGGCUUGAAAAGACAGGUGGAAGAACGAAAACUCAGAGAGAAUGCAGAGAAACAACGAGAUGAAGCUUUUGAUGUAGACAGGGUCCAGUGUGACAAGAUCGCACAGAUGUUGGACGAAGAGGAGCGCCAACACAGAAAGCAGUUGCACCAGGCCAUGGUGGAGUUUUGGGAGAAGGAGCAGCAGCCCUCCAUGCGCCGGGAGUGGGACCUUCAAGACCCUGACGCAGCCCACAAAGAGCUCCCAGCCCGUGUGAGUGAUGAUGACCCCCGCUGCGGCCCUUCUAGCAUGCAGCGCUUUGCUGGGGAGGACCUGAAUACUAAAGCCCAGCGCAAACUGCAGAAAGAGCAGCGCAAACAAACGCUGGAGGAGCAGAGAGCUGAACGGGAAAAGAACCUUAAAGACCAAAAAUACGCAGAUACCCUGGAUGACAAAAAAAGGGUAGAGCUGGACCAGAGAGCCCUGGAGCUGGCACGUUUGGAGGAGGAAUGUCGCAAGGCCAAAGCCAUGGCAUUAGCAGACUUUAAUCGAGCCCAGGCUGCUGAAGUUGCUGAACAGCAGCGCCUUGCCCGCCAGCGAGAGCAGGAUGACAACUAUGCAGAGAUCCACAACCAUCUGACCAGCAACCUCCUGAUGGAAACUCCUGACAUAGCUCAAAGUGCAAUGGGGGCAGACCGCGUGAUCACCAGUAGCUGGAAAGGGAUGACCACUGCCCAGCUGAAGGCUGUGUUGAAGACGCAGGAGGAACAGUGCAAGGAGAACAAGAGGCUGCGAGAAGAAGAACGGCAGCGGGAUGCUGAGUGGGAUCGGCAGCGGCAGUUGGCUGAUCGCGCUGCCAUGCAGAUGGAAGUUCAGGAACAAAAUUUGCGCCUGCAGUUGAGGAAGAACUUGGAUGGCUACAACCAGGAGUUGGCAGAGGCACAGAAGGCAAACUUGCAGUAUCUGGAGAAAGAAGUCUACACCAACACACCCACAGCCCAGUAUCACUUGCAGUUUAACACAAGCAGCCGCUGACCGAACCAUCUACAAGAGUGAAGUUUCUGGAAUCGACAAAUUUUUGUAGCAGACAACGGGAGCCCUCUGGUGGCUGUACAUAGAGAUACAAGGGAAACACAAGUAUUGCUCUCCAAGGACCAUGAACAAAGUCCAAUUUGGACUAAUUUAUAUCUUAUCAGGGGGAGCCUUUUUAACUGGUGGGGUGGUUUUCUGUUUGGACACCUGCACAGGUAUAAAUAUUGUUCAGCUCACAAGACAAGCUGCUUUGUACAAA
Messenger RNA from Sceloporus undulatus (fence lizard), 1862 nucleotides. It is a transcript of the gene RIBC1, whose product is annotated as RIB43A domain with coiled-coils 1. The coding region runs from base 467 to 1606 and encodes 379 amino acids. Lineage: Eukaryota; Metazoa; Chordata; Lepidosauria; Squamata; Phrynosomatidae. The record is from RefSeq and is a predicted model, not a curated record. The transcript has 8 exons.